This is a messenger RNA of Spea bombifrons (plains spadefoot toad), 1267 nucleotides long. It is a transcript of the gene TSLIG2, whose product is annotated as chromosome 2 C2orf49 homolog. Gene Ontology annotation, cellular component: tRNA-splicing ligase complex. The transcript has 4 exons. Lineage: Eukaryota; Metazoa; Chordata; Amphibia; Anura; Pelobatidae. Gene Ontology annotation, biological process: embryonic morphogenesis. The coding region runs from base 56 to 745 and encodes 229 amino acids. The record is from RefSeq and is a predicted model, not a curated record.
UGCGAUCACACGUCACUUCCUGUCCGCUCGCGUGGUGUUGUGGGAACGCUUUGCUAUGGCUAAUGUUGGAAAUAGUGCUGUGGAGCGAGGCUGUGAGUCUGAAAUACUUUUGCACCCGGAGCUGCUGUCCCGGGAUUUCCUCCUGCUGUCACUGGAAAAGAAAAAAAUUGGGGUGGACGAUGCUUUGAACGACAAAGAAAAGUUGACCAGGAUUUUUGUGCAGCAUGCAAUGCCUCUGCCUCGGAGGGAUUUGCCCAAGAGCCGGUGGGGGAAAAAGAUGGAAAGUAAAAGGGAACAGAAGAAAACUUCAGAAUCACAAAAGAAGAGUGUUACUGCUGACAGUGUACGAAAACGUCCGCUCAUAGUGUUUGAUGGGGCCUCGACUAGCACAAGUAUAAAGGUGAAAAAGACAGAAAAUGGGGACGGUGCCCAGCGACUUCAGCCUUCAUCUACAGAAAGUGCAAAUCAUGUACACCAAAAGUUACGAGAAAACCCCACUAGCCCUAUACCCCAUGCGCACCCUCCCUCUCAUGGAAAAGAGCCCAAAUCUACCACAGCUAAUAAUCACGGACAUCCAGAAGAUUCACAGCGGGCUGAAAAGACCCUCGAUGUAAAAUUAAACCACCCGGUAACAGGGAGUGCUGUAAAAAUAAAAAGGGCUGCUCCAAAAGAAGACACCAGUGUAGUGAACGAUCUGAAACCUACAGAACCAAAAAGGAAAAUCCAGCAUGUUACCUGGCCGUGAUGUGUGUGCAUCCAAAUUGCAGGGUCAUACCCUGGGACUUUAUGGUUUCAUCUCUUCACUGUUGGUCGCAGAAGUUGUAGAUGCAAAAUACUGCCAUAGGCGAGGUUUUUUGUAACAUGAACUCUUCUGUUAAUGGUGCUUGAAUGGAAACAGGGCAGUGUUUUUCAGCUAAAUGAUUUCUGUAAGUGAUGAUGUGUUUAGCAGACAUGAUACAACCACACAGCAUCUGUUCGUACAAACUUUGGUAACAGUCAUUAUUUAUAUACCAACAUGCCAUUGUAUGUGUGAGGCAAGGUGCAGAAACACAAAAGUUAAUAAAAAGUAGAGUGGAGACUGUUCUUAGAUUUUAGAAAAUACUAGAACACCUACAAACAUGUAUAUUUUUAAUAUAUUGUAAGAGGAGUUUGGGCAGCCAUGAACUCCUUGAACUUCCUUUUUUUGGAUGGAUUUGGAAAGUGGUGAAAUAUUGCUGGUUUGUUAACAGGAAUCAAAGGAAAUAAACACAUAGAUACGUGCCUUUUC